AUAUGCCAUAUCUUACGCACACUAGAGGGACUAGAUGCAUACUAUGUCCUCAUUUCUUCUCUUCAUUCUCUUCACAAUUUUCUCCACCUUUUUCUUCUCCAUUGAUGGAGUUCUAAUCAGGCAAUUCUUCAAGGCAGAUAAGAAAAAAGAAGAAGAAACGCAUCUCCACUUUUUCUUCCAUGACAUUCUUAGUGGCAAAAGUCCAAGUGCUGUCAGAAUUAUCGGCGCGCCAAACAGCAGCCUCUCCAGCUUCGGUUCCACCUUGAUGAUUGAUGAUGCGCUCACUGAAAAGCAAGAUCCCACAUCGAAGAUCAUCGGACGAGCACAAGGGUUUUACUCAGUGGCUGCACAACAGGAGAUUGCACUGCUUAUGGUCAUGAGUUUUCAGUUUGUGGAGGGUCAGUAUAAGGGGAGUAGCAUCAGCAUUCUUGGGAGGAAUCCAGUGAUGAACGAUGUCAGGGAGAUGCCGAUUGUUGGAGGCACCGGAUUGUUUCGGUUUGCUCGUGGCUAUGUUUUAGCACAUACGGUUUGGUUUGAUGCUAAUACAGGAGACGCCAUUGUUGAGUACAAUGUUUAUGUGUCACAGACAUCGUGAACUUUGUACCUCUUGGAGUAACUUUUCCCCCUUUUAUACUAGCUACCUUCUUAUUCGUUCUUAGGCCAUGGCUAAGAACUGGAUUAUUGAAAUUCAUGUUCUGUUGUAAUGAGUAUUAGAUGCUGAUGAUAUUUAUAUAUAUAUGAUCAUCUGGAGUUCGGACGUAGAUAAAUAA
Messenger RNA from Rosa rugosa (rugosa rose), 770 nucleotides. RefSeq names its product dirigent protein 22-like. The transcript has a single exon. NCBI's taxonomy places the organism in Eukaryota, Viridiplantae, Streptophyta, Magnoliopsida, Rosales, Rosaceae. The record is from RefSeq and is a predicted model, not a curated record. Bases 35 to 595 code for a protein of 186 amino acids.